AGUCCCUUUCCCAUUCCCCCCCUCCCCUUGCACCCCCCAGCCACUAACUGGAUGGACGGCUGCAGCGGAGGUUCUGCUUUCCGCCCCAGGGAAUGGCGCUUCGUGUCUUGGGGCCGUGCUGGGGAGGAGGCUCAGCCGAGGAGAACGAAAGAGUGAUAAAGAGCUUCAGAAAGGAAGAGAAGGGAGAUCUCCGUCCGCCGCGCCAGGCAGAGCUGCGCCCGCGAUGGCUCCAGGCUCGCCCGCGUCUCGUGCUCCUCCAACUCCAGUGGCCCCCGCGCGCGGGACGCAUUGGACAUUUUUUUUUUUUUUUUUAGUAUUUUGAAGUAGGAAGAGACCCCGGAGGAUAAUAAGCCGGGGGUGGGGUGGAGUGGGGGAGUUUUUCAAAAGCAAGUCCAAGAGAGACGGCGAAGCCGGGUUGGGCUCGCUUUUCACUGGUGAAGUCGCUCCGGAGCAUCAAGCCUUCUCCAGGAGUUACCGGAGAGCUGGAACUUUGAGGGACUCCUGGGCCUUGGGAGCAGAAGGAGGAAAAGAGGAGGAAGGAGUUCUCGCGCGGGACUGGGGUGCGCGCGUGGGCCACCGGGGCCACCCGGGAUCCGGCGAGGAGCACGCACCAUGGACACACCCGGUUCCAGCCGGGCGAGCCAGGCCCCCGCGGCGGCGCGGGACUGCUACCGUGGUCGCGCAGGCUCCGGCUGCCAAGGCGGCUGCUGGGGCACCCUGGUGCUGCGGCCACUCCUCCGGCGCUCGCGGAAACUUUCCUCAGCGCUGUGCGCGGGCUCCCUGUCGUUUCUGCUGGCGCUGCUGGUGAGGCUGGUCCGCGGGGAGCAGGGCUGUGACUUGGAGCAGAGGAAGGAGGCGGUGGCGGCGGCGCAGGAGGAGGAGGAGGAGGAAGCGGCCCGGGCUGCAGAAGGGGGCGUCUUCCCCAGCCCUCGGGGAGGCGCUCCCGGGGGCGGCGCGCCGUUCAGCCCCUGGCUGCAGCCCUCGGCGCUGCUGCUCAUUCUGCUGUGUGCCUUCUUCUGGAUGGGCUUGUACCUCCUGCGCGCCGGGGUGCGCCUGCCUCUGGCCGUCGCGCUGCUGGCCGCCUGCUGCGGCGGGGAAGCGCUCGUGCAGCUCGGACUGGGCGUCGGGGAGGAUCACUUGCUCUCGUUGCCGGCCGCCGGCGUGGUGCUCAGCUGCCUGGCCGCGGCGACAUGGCUGGUGCUGAGGCUGAAGCUGGGCGUCCCCAUGAUCGCCUUGACUAGCGCGGUCAGGACCGUGUCCCUCACUUCCUUAGAGAGGUUUAAGGUCGCUUGGAGACCAUACCUGGCGUACUUGGCCGGCGUGCUGGGGAUCCUUCUGGCCAGGUGUGUGGAGCAGCUCUUGCCGCAGUCGGCGGGGGCUGCACCGAGGGAGCGUUUGGGGUCCCGGCUGCUUGUUGGGACCAAGGAAGACAUCCCGGGUUUGAAGAGGAGGAGGCGGUCCAGCUCCGUGGUGGCAGCCGAGAUGUCCAGCGGCGGCAGCAAGUCCCACCGGAGGACCUCCCUGCCCUGUAUACCGCGGGAUCAGCUCAUGGGACAUUCGGAAUGGGACCACAAACGAGGACUAAGGGGGCCCCAGUCUUCAGGAACCAGUAUCACUGUGGAUAUUGCUGUGAUGGGCGAGGCCCACGGCCUCAUUACUGACCUCCUGGCAGACCCCUCUCUGCCGCCGAACGUAUGCACGUCCUUGAGGGCCGUGAGCAACCUUCUCAGCACACAGCUCACCUUCCAGGCCGUUCACAAGCCCAGAGUGAAUCCAGCAGUUUCCUUCAGUGAAAACUAUACUUGUUCUGACUCCGAAGAGAGCUCCGAGAAAGACAAGCUGGCUAUUGCCAAGCGCCUGAGAAGGAGUUUGCCCCCUGGCUUGUUGAGACGAGUUUCAUCAACUUGGACAACUACCACCUCUGCAACAGGUCUACCCACCUUGGAGCCUGCACCAGUAAGGAGGGACCGUAGUGCCAGCAUCAAACUGCAUGAAGCACCUUCAGUCAGUGCCGUUACUCCUGACUCUUGGAACAGCCCAGCGAUGAUGACCCUCACCAAAAGCAGGUCCUUUACGUCAUCGUAUGCUGUGUCGGCAGCAAACCACGUGAAGGUGAAGAAGCAGAAUCGACCAGGUGCAAUUUCACCUCUCUCCUCCCCUUGCUCCUCACCUCUCCAAGGGACUCCUGCCAGCAGCCCCAUCAGCAAAGUUUCUACAGUGCAGUUUCCAGAACCUGCUGACACACCUGCCCGACAAGGCCCGGGUUCCCACAAGCCCUUAACGUGCACGCAGAGUGCCCCCGACCUUUCUCCGCAGAGUCUGGCUACACCUGUGAUAUGUAGCAGCUGUGGCCGACCUUAUUCCCAGGGAAUUCCUGCUGACGGGCCCCUGGACAGAAGUGGCCCAGCCCCUCGGAUGCCGAGCAGAGCAGAUGACACUGCUCAAGUUACCUCUGAUUACGAAACCAACAACAACAGCGACAGCAGUGACAUUGUCCAGAAUGAAGAUGAGACUGAGUGCCCCAGCCAGCCACUGAGGAACGUGUCUGCCUGCAGCACCUACGCUCCUGAGACCUUGAUGUUCGUGGAUAAGCCAAUUCUUGCUCCUGAACCUCUUGUCAUGGAUAACCUGGACUCCAUCAUGGAGCAACUAAAUACUUGGAAUUUUCCAAUUUUUGAUUUAGUGGAAAACAUUGGAAGAAAAUGCGGUCGUAUUCUUAGUCAGGUGUCCUACAGACUUUUUGAAGACAUGGGCCUCUUUGAAGCCUUUAAAAUUCCUGUUCGGGAAUUUAUGAAUUAUUUUCAUGCUUUGGAGAUUGGAUAUAGGGAUAUUCCUUAUCACAACAGAGUUCACGCCACUGACGUCUUGCAUGCUGUUUGGUAUCUUACAACGCAGCCCAUUCCGGGCCUCUCCACUGUCGUCAGCGACCAUGGAUCAGCAAGUGACUCAGAUUCUGACAGUGGAUUCACGCAUGGACAUAUGGGAUAUGUAUUCUCAAAAAUGUAUACUGUGCCUGAUGACAGAUACGGCUGCCUCUCUGGGAAUAUCCCUGCCUUGGAACUGAUGGCUCUGUAUGUGGCUGCAGCCAUGCAUGACUAUGACCACCCGGGAAGAACGAACGCCUUCCUGGUCGCCACCAGUGCGCCUCAGGCAGUGCUAUAUAACGAUCGCUCGGUUUUGGAAAAUCAUCAUGCAGCUGCUGCGUGGAAUCUUUUCAUGUCGCGGCCAGAAUACAACUUCUUAGUUAACCUUGACCACGUGGAAUUUAAGCACUUCCGUUUCCUUGUCAUCGAAGCAAUACUGGCGACUGACCUGAAGAAACACUUUGACUUCGUAGCCAAGUUUAACGCCAAGGUAAAUGAUGAAGUUGGAAUAGAUUGGACCAAUGAAAACGAUCGCCUACUGGUUUGUCAGAUGUGUAUAAAGUUGGCAGAUAUUAACGGACCAGCGAAAUGUAAAGAAUUGCACCUUCAGUGGACAGAAGGCAUUGUUAAUGAAUUUUAUGAACAGGGUGAUGAAGAGGCCAGCCUUGGUCUGCCCAUUAGCCCCUUCAUGGACCGCUCUGCCCCUCAGUUGGCCAAUCUGCAGGAAUCCUUCAUCUCACACAUUGUGGGUCCCUUGUGCCACUCCUAUGACUCGGCAGGGCUGAUGCCAGGAAAAUGGGUGGAAGACAGUGAUGAGUCGGGAGAUACCGAUGACCCAGAAGAGGAGGAGGAGGGGGAAGAAGAGGCAGAUGCACCCAACGAGGAAGAAACCUGUGAAAAUGAAUCUCCAAGAAAGAAAGCUUUCAAAAGGAGGAAAAUCUACUGCCAAAUAACUCAGCACCUACUGCAGAAUCACAAGAUGUGGAAGAAAGUCAUUGAAGAUGAACAGCGAUUGGCGGGCAUAGAAAAUCAGUCUGUGGAGCAGACCCUUCCACAGCCAUCCUCAGAAAAGAUCCAGGCUAUUGAGGAAGAAGAGGAAGAAAAGGGGAAACCGAGAGCGGAGGAAAUCCCAGCCCCACAGCCCAACCAGUGACAAUGGAUAGAUGAGUUGUGUUCCCAAACACAUUGACUUGCCACAGACUCUUUUCAAGCCAGCAUAACACUUAGACACAACACUGUAGAAAUAUGAGAUGAUGGUUAAAUGGCUCUUG
Ochotona princeps (American pika) is the source of this 4135-nucleotide messenger RNA. It is a transcript of the gene PDE3A, whose product is annotated as phosphodiesterase 3A. NCBI's taxonomy places the organism in Eukaryota, Metazoa, Chordata, Mammalia, Lagomorpha, Ochotonidae. The transcript has 16 exons. Gene Ontology annotation, molecular function: 3',5'-cyclic-AMP phosphodiesterase activity. Gene Ontology annotation, biological process: oocyte maturation; positive regulation of oocyte development. The coding region runs from base 613 to 4017 and encodes 1134 amino acids. Gene Ontology annotation, cellular component: cytosol. The record is from RefSeq and is a predicted model, not a curated record.